AUGAAUACCUACCUGGUCACUUGUCUCCUCGUGUUCCUCGCAAUUCAUUCUGUCGUAUCUGAAAUACAUUCAGGACACAAUAUUGGAGAAAUAGACAUCAACAAUAAUCAUGGCCUAACUUCCAACACCAUCGUUGAUGACCAUCUCAAAGGGGUAGCUGUCAAAGGAGGUUUUGGUAGUGGAUUAUCUUCAGUUCUUCCUGGAGGACUCACAGGUGGUAACCAUUUUCAAACGGUGACUCAAAACGUACCAGUACCUAUACCACAGCCCUAUCCGGUUAUCGUGAACAGACCAGUACAAGUACCAGUACCUCAGCCUUAUCCAGUGGUAGUGUCCAGGCCAGUACCAGUCCAAGUGACCAGGACUGUGCCAGUACCAGUGCCACAGCCUUACAGGGUACCCGUACAAGUACCAGUGCAAGUACCAGUUCCACAACCAUACCCUGUGUCAGUACCUCAGCCAUAUCCAGUACGUAUUCCACAAACUAUACUGGUGCCCGUACCACAACCAGUGAAUGUUGGUGGAAACUUUAGGAGUAGCGACUUUGGCGGAGUUUAUGGAGGCGGUUUUGGAGGUUAUGGAAAAGGAUUUGGAGAAGUAUUUGGAGGGUAUGCAGCUGAAGGAAAAGGAUCACCAUCUUACAGUUACACCACAGUGCAAGUUGGUAGUCAUAGCAACUCCAAACACUGAAUGGAAGCGAUGAUAUCUCGAAAUAACUCAA
This is a messenger RNA of Phaedon cochleariae (mustard beetle), 721 nucleotides long. The record is from the annotation of a GenBank genome assembly. Lineage: Eukaryota; Metazoa; Arthropoda; Insecta; Coleoptera; Chrysomelidae.